Messenger RNA from Dermacentor silvarum, 6771 nucleotides. RefSeq names its product disks large homolog 1 (gene dlg1). Gene Ontology annotation, molecular function: kinase binding. The record is from RefSeq and is a predicted model, not a curated record. Gene Ontology annotation, cellular component: postsynaptic density membrane; neuron projection; neuromuscular junction. The transcript is spliced from 27 exons. The coding region runs from base 299 to 3040 and encodes 913 amino acids. NCBI's taxonomy places the organism in Eukaryota, Metazoa, Arthropoda, Arachnida, Ixodida, Ixodidae. Gene Ontology annotation, biological process: chemical synaptic transmission.
CACAGUGUCUGAGAGCAAAGCGCCGUCCGACUGACUUCGCCGAAGAGCUUUGCGGGUUUUCGCUUCCCUCUCCCGCCUAGAGUGCCCGAUUUGUCACUCCCCAGGAGAAAAGCAAAAAAGAAAAAAGGGAAACACGCUUCCGUGCCGCAGGAUUUGUUGUGCUCUGCUCGCUGGAGGAGGCUGCGUGGUUUGUGCUGUGUUUCGACCGGUGUCUCCACGAUGCACAUCGACGGUGAGGCUCCCUUGUGUGCGCGAUACCACUGCAGAGCCAGCGGAUAACAGCCGACGGCCAGCGAACAUGGAGGCCCACAGGGCACUGGAGCUUUUGGAAGAGUACCACAGCAGGCUGAACAAGCCGCAGGACAAGCAGCUCCGCAAUGCCAUUGAGCGUGUGAUCCGCAUCUUCAAGAGUCGGCUCUUCCAGGCUUUGCUAGAUAUCCAAGAAUUCUAUGAAAUCACCUUGCUGGACGACACGAAGAGCAUUCAGCAGAAGACAGCCGAGACCCUACAGAUUGCCUGCAAGUGGGAAAACAGUCCACCCAUCACAGGCACACAUUCCAAUAGCACAGAGAAGUACCGGUACCCGGAGGAAGUGGACCUCCCUCCCACGUCGUCCCGGCUCAAGGACGUAGAUGGCUUGGGCACCAGCGUCGACCACUACUCUUCCAGCGCCGUGGAAUCGCCCAGGAAGGGAAGUCGUCGUGGAAUUCCUCUGGACUCGGUACUGCUAGCCAAGAAGCUCGAAUACUUCGAGAGCAAUGACAGCUGGCAGGCUCCGGACAGCGAUCAGGCACAAACUCCACUAUUGGGCGGCGGUGGCGGCGGCGGCGUUGGCGGUGACCGAUAUCAAACAAAUGGGGAGGAUGGUUGGGAGUUUGAAGAAAUCACGCUGGAAAGGGUGAGGGGUGGAGCUGGCUUGGGUUUCAGCAUUGCUGGAGGCACAGACAACCCGCACAUAGGCGAAGACCCCAGCAUCUACAUAACAAAGCUAAUCUCUGGUGGUGCUGCUGCAGCUGACGGAAGGCUACAAGUCAACGACAUCAUCCUUAGAGUCAACGACGUUGACCUCAUAGACGUCCCACAUUCCAUAGCUGUUGAAGCUCUCAAACGAGCAGGGAACUCUGUUCAUUUGCUGGUGAAGCGUCAGCGGUAUCCGGGACCCCAGGGGGCCAGCCAGCAGCAGCACACGCCACCGCAGGUGGUCGAGAUCGAACUGAUCAAGGGCAACAAGGGCCUGGGCUUCAGCAUUGCCGGUGGCAUCGGCAACCAGCAUGUGCCGGGUGACAAUGGCAUAUACGUCACCAAGGUCAUGGAGGGUGGUGCCGCACACCUCGAUCGGCGGCUUGAAGUUGGCGACAAACUGGUUGCUGUGGGUGACGUCAACCUGGAAAAUGUCACCCACGAGGAAGCGGUGGCGACGCUGAAGAACACAGGCGACCACGUCAUCCUGACCGUGGUCAAGAGCCAGCCCUUCUCGUUCAUCAACCACUCCCUGCCUCCUCCUCCCCCGCCUCCAGUGCAAGAGACGCGCCUUGGAACACCCCCCCUGAACCUGUCCCUAGGGGAAUACCAUAGUGAUACGAAUUUGAGCACCUCCAAAGCACCCAGUGACGAAGAUAUCCCAAGGGAACCCCGCAAGGUAGUUCUGGCCAAGGGCCCCACGGGGCUGGGCUUCAACAUCGUCGGCGGCGAGGAUGGCGAGGGCAUCUUCAUCUCCUUCAUACUGGCUGGAGCACCCGCCGACGCCAGCGGGGAGCUACGGCGCGGAGACCAGAUACUCUCCGUGAACGGCGUAGACCUACGGCACGCGACGCAUGAGCAGGCAGCGGCUGCCCUCAAGGGGGCCGGUCACACGGUCACCAUGGUGGUUCAGUACAGGCCCGAUGAGUACAACAGAUUUGAAGCCAAAAUCCACGACCUGAGGGAGCAGAUGCUGAACACAACGGGCAGCCUAAGGACUUCUCAGAAGCGGUCGCUUUACGUCAGAGCCCUCUUCGACUACGAGCCAUCUCGCGACAGUGGGCUCCCCAGCCGAGGUCUGCCGUUCCGUUUCGGUGACAUCUUGCACGUCAUCAACGCAAGCGACGACGAGUGGUGGCAAGCGCGCAAGAUUCUCCCAGAUGGCCAUGAAGACUUCAUCGGCAUCAUUCCCAGCAAACGCAGAGUGGAGAGGAGAGAACGUGCAAGGCUUAAGUCGGUCAAGUUUCAAGGAAAGAGCAGUUAUAGUGAUGGCAAGGGCACGCUAGAAAGGAAAAAGAAGAAUUUCUCAUUUUCAAGGAAGUUCCCCUUUAUGAAAAGCAAAGACAACAGCACGGAAGACGGCAGUGAUGUUGAAAGGGAGGGGUCCCCAACCAAAGACACAGCAAACACAUCCUACGCAAGUGAUAGCGAGGCGAGCAGCACAAGAGGAAUCGAUGAGCCUGUUCUGUCCUACGAGGCAGUGGUACAACAAGAAAUUUCCUACACGCGGCCCAUAAUAAUCCUGGGACCCUUAAAAGACAGAAUCAACGAUGACUUGAUAUCCGAGUACCCUGAAAAAUUUGGCUCCUGUGUUCCACACACAACCCGACCAAAGCGUGACUACGAGGUGGAUGGACGUGAUUACCACUUUGUGGCCUCAAGGGAACAGAUGGAACGAGACAUCCAGAACCACCUCUUCAUCGAGGCUGGCCAGUACAAUGACAACCUCUACGGCACCAGCGUUGCCUCUGUUCGGGAAGUGGCUGAGAAGGGAAAACAUUGCAUUCUGGACGUAAGUGGUAAUGCAAUCAAAAGGCUUCAAGUGGCUGGCCUCGAACCCAUCGCCAUCUUCAUCAAGCCAAAGUCAGUCGAGUCAAUAAUGGAAAUGAACAAAAGGAUAACAGAGGAACAGGCACGAAAAACUUUUGAGCGAGCAGCAAAGCUUGAGCAGGAGUUUGCUGAAUAUUUCACAGCGAUAAUUCAAGGGGACACGCCCGAGGAGAUCUACAAGAAGGUCAAGCAUGUGAUCGACAUUAAUGGAGGAUCGUCAGCCUGGGUAGCAGCAAAAGAGAAGCUGUGAGAGAACGGCAGCCAUUGGACGAUGCCCCUAAACACGGGCGAAGGGGAACUUAUUUCUUUUCCAGUUAAUUUCUCUUGUUCGUGGAAAAAGUGGCUUUCAUGAAGGAAGAAAAGUUCGACCCGUGGAUCCUCCAUCGCAGAGUGAGAGAGAAGAGGUUAUAUGCAUACGGAGCCAUAAUGCAGGAGGCAUUUUUCUUUUUCCAAUCGACCGAGGGCGUUCACCGUGAAUGACAGUGGUGUGUGAAUGUGCGCGUGUGCAGCAAGAACACUGACGCUGGGUGGGGGUGGUGUUGCAUGAUACACCGAGUGAGCCGUCACCCACUGCAAAGUCACCAUGGCACAGAGAGAAGAGCAGUGACCGCAGCUCUAAGUCUCUCUCUGUUUCUUUGUGCAUCCUUUUGUAUCAUAUUACCGCUCUCUUGUCUACCAGUCACUCUCUCCCCUUUCAUCCACUUUAACCUGUAAUGUGUCAUCCUUUGCCUGCCUUCUUUUUUUCCAUGCCCACUUCUCGUGUGACAAUAACAGGACCGAAACAGUUGUGAACGGGCCAGUCUGUAAAAUUGUUAGCUGCUUCCCUGCAUAGCCUGCUGUGCAAAAAGGCGAUGCAACACAGCACAGCUGUCAUGUUUCAACAUAGAGGUUAGACGUAUAUUUGUACUGCGGCUUCAGUUGCAAUGCUUUAAGUGCACGGAUACUGUCUGCACCUUUACGAACCAUGAUCUGUGUGGCUGUUUGUGUCAGGCAUACUGUGGAAGGAAGCUCGACUAUAAAUUACAGAAAGCACCAAGAAACCGUGACUGUGCAGUUUUUGUAAUUAUUCAAGCAAAACUUUAGAAUCAAAGAUAGAAAUUGCUUAUAAAACGAACUGAGCUUACAAAACACAAGGUCCUCUCUGCACAUAAGAUAUACUGACAUGCCCUUUUUUAAGGCUGAUGGUGACAUUCUGGAAUGUGUGGAUAAUCUUUAUUAUUGUUUCUUGUAAGGUGGUUUCGGCAGCUGGCAAGUCGGGCACUCACUUUCUGCCCUUGAGGAAAGCCAUGACAGAGGUGUAGUGUUGCUGAAACUUUGCUUUUGCAUAUCUGGCAUAUGUCGUUAAAUGAAUUAAUUUGGUGAAUGAUGCCUAUAUGUCUCUAGUAGAAGAGGGCAGGCAGCACCCUUCAUGAAUAUCCUCUUUUUUUUUUUUUUUUUGUUACUAUACAUUGAUUUUACAGAAUUCAUUCUUUCUAGCGCUGCUAUUCAAAACAAGCGUGCUUCGCACAGUUGUUGCACUUUCGUGUUUUACAUUGUCCAACUCACUGUUACUCUCCUACCACAUUCUGAGUUUGUUGUGGGCGGUUUCAUAGGGGUCUGGAAGAGGUGCCGUAUUGACGGUGCAGAGAUGUCAUGCAAGGCAUUGCUUUAAGCACUGCACGGGUUGCAACACAGUGUACAUAGAAUUUACGAAUGCAACACAAAUGGAUGUGUGAAGUGUACAAGCACCUGCCCCACACCCUUGAACGCGAGUAGAAGAUGCUUGCAAACAUGACUCACCAAGGGGGUUGGUGCAUCAUUGUGCCAUUCGAUUGUUAAAUUCGUCUCCUUUUAGCUCUCCAAAUUGUGGCUUUCUUGCAUGCCUCUUACACAGCGCUUUGCUUUCGAAGGGACCAUUCAAAGAGUAUGGUAGUAGACCUCUGUACAUUUCAGCAAGCACAGAAGAUUGUUCAGGAUUCACUCUUGUAGGAAAGACCUUUCUUAAUGCUCAGGCUGUCCAACCAGGCUCAUUACCAACCACCCUCUGUGUCUCGAGUUUGGAGAACUACAUUGUAUAGAAAGUACAAAUGUUGCAUAUCGGAGGUUGUCAGGCAAACACAGGUUGAAUAUUUGAGGUCUCUGCCAAUUGCCUGUCAUGGUGAAAGGUUGGGGGGGGGGGGGGGGGGGUUGUGACACCGGUUGCUUAUUGAGAACAAGCCUAAGUGUGGAAGCUGCAUGGAUACCACAUGUUGCACAUGGCAUAUUUUUGUUAGGCCAGAAUAUUGUUGACCACUUAACAGGUAACCUUUCUGUUGUGAAAUCACUUUGAGCUCACCAACAUUGCAGCAGUGAUAUUGUACUGUCAAGCUCAUUGUUAUCUUUUUUUUUUAGUUGAUCUCCCCAUAUUUGUCUAGAGGAAUGUAUUGCAGUGCACAUGUAACUUUUUAUUUUUGUUUAUCAUAUUGGCUUGCCUACUUUUUGAAUGGUCCUUGAAGAAAUGUAAGUGCAAAAGUGGCUACCAAAACACAUUAGGCACUUCAAUCCGCUUCGUUUGACUGUGUAUCACAACUCCUUAGACCACAGCAGCCAAAAGUUAUCCAUAAGUAAACUUGCGUGACAGCAGCCGUAACUGAAGUUUGCAAACUGUAUUUUCAUUUGCGCAGCUUCUAAUGGGAGUGUAAAUUGCGUGUCAUGACAAUAUGAUUCUUUGCUGUUGCUGUUAUCACCCUUGUCUGCCUUGGACGUCUGAAGUAGAAAAAGCAUGCUUUGUUUCAUUGAGCUGCUUGCGCGACUUGUUCAGUUUAGAGCUGUGAAUGCACAAAAUAAAGCGGUAACUGUGCGCUUAGCUCAAGCCGUGGCACAAGAGCCACAGUAGUCGCCGCUCCUUGCAAACUGGAGGUCACCUGUUUCACCGUCUGAUGGCGGGACCCGUGUACAGAGAGAGGCCAGAAGUAUUUUAACCCCACAGUAGCAGAAAUCUUGCCCCUUCCCUGUUAUUCCUUUUAGUAAAUUAUUUGCAUAGCUCAUGUUCCGUUGCACAAGUUCGUACAUAUAUAAUAUCUAGGCUGUGAAUUCUUUGCUUUGCUUCUUUACAUUAAGCAAUUUCUAGCAAGUAUGCUGAUGCUUGACGUGCCUACACCACUUAAUUACAUGGCUGAUGGAAGAAAAAAAAAAGACUCCCAAUGUCUGCAGCAUAUUUGCUUCUGCAAUUGUUAUUUGAAUGCUCGCAUUGUUUCUUGUGGGGCAAGCACGCUAACAUCCUGCGUGCAGUUGAUCACAGUACGAACGCGUAGUCUGGAAGCUGUAACAUACAGUACAAGAAGUAUCACACACUUGCGGAUAGAUGCACUUUCGAUUCCCUUUUUUUUUUUAUUGUGAGCACAUGGCGAUGCACAUGAAACCUGUAAUAACGUACACACACACACACAACACACAUACGCGCAUGCUUCAUGCGCGAUAAGAAAAGUACUAAUGUCUUGGCUUGUGUUCUUAAGGUGCUAGUUUGUUUCGUGCUAUUCUACAUGGCAUCGUCGCUGAAAUGUUUUUCAUUGUUACCCCCCAUGUUCCCUCUCACUCCUCAGCUGGUGAGGUGUUGACAAGUUCCCAGCUGUAGACUAAAUUCCCAGCGAGGACUUUGUGAUAUAUAUAGCAUUUUGUGUUUAUUCAUUCACUGGCUCCCCCAUUCCCAUUCGUGUAUUACUAACAAGCGCAUUCGCUUUGCUGCUAGACAAGGUUGUUUUUAUCAUCAAUGCACUGUGAAUUGUGAUUGUAUGUUAAUUAUGCAGACAUCUUUUUAAGUUUUAUUGAGGAGGGUUACACCUGCAGUAUUACAUCAUUGCUCUUUUGUUUUACUUUUGGCAAUAUGUUGAAGUCUUGCAGAACCCCCAAAAACGAAAAAAAAAAAAAAGAUACUGAGAUCUGACUGAGAACUAUACAGACAGAUAUAUAUUGUAUGUACAUGUAUACAGGUAUACAUACAAAUAAAUUUAUGAGGAAAAUGCU